AUGUCUGAAGGUCCAAGACAAUCUGGAAAUAAACAACCUGGUGAUUUACGACCAGAAGAUCCAUCUCAUCCAGGCAUGCCAGCUGAUUCAGCUGAACGAGGCAAGCAACUCGGUCAUGAAAAUGCUCAUGGUGGUCAAAGUGUAGGCACAGGCGGACAUGGUACCAGUAGUAGUGGUGCUAACAGUAAUCAACCUGUUGGUGGAAAACAUGUAUCAGAUCUGUCUCAAUUCAGUGAACAAGAAUUACAUCCUGGCAUGAAUCCUGAUCCUACUGAACGAGGCAGACAACUCGGUCAUGAAAAUGCAGAUGGCGGUCAAUGUGUAGGCACAGGCGGACAUGGACCAAGUGGAACCAAUUUCGGCAAUUAA
Molecule: messenger RNA, 369 nt
Organism: Rotaria sp. Silwood1
Lineage: Eukaryota; Metazoa; Rotifera; Eurotatoria; Philodinida; Philodinidae
Source: the annotation of a GenBank genome assembly